AACCUUGCUAAAAAGCAUUCCUUACAGGAGAUUGGAUGGUUUGAUGACAACAACAAUGCAGUGGGAGUUCUAACCACCAGAUUGGCCACAGAUGCAUCUCUGGUUAAAGGGGCGACUGGGUCUAGGUUGGGUCUGGCCACCAACACAGUCUGUGCUCUCACCAUCGCCAUUGUGGUGGCCUUCAUCCACAGCUGGCAGCUCACCCUCCUCAUCCUCGCCUGUGUGCCCUUCCUCAUUGGAGCCAACAUCAUUCAGAUGAGGGCCAUGGCAGGCCACGCCUCCAAAGACCAGGGUGCCCUGGAGCAGUCUGGGAAGAUAUCUACUGAGACCGUUGAAAACUUCAAGACAGUUGUUGGAUUGACACGGGAGGACGUCUUCUUUCACAAGUUCAUGGACAGUCUAGAAAGACCAUACCAGAACGGUUUGGUGAAGGCUCCCAUCUACGGACUAACAUUUGCCGUUGCCCAAGCAAUCCCUUACAUGGUCAAUGCUGCAAUCUUCCGCUUUGGGUCCUGGCUUAUUGCUCACUGUCACACAGAAUAUGAAAAUGUUUUCCUUGUGUUUUCUGUGAUCAUAUUUGCUGCCAUGAACAUAGGAGAAUCAGCAUCUUUUGCUCCUGACUUUGCAAAAGCGAAAGCAGCUGCUGGGAGAAUUCUUGGCUUGUUGGAGAAGAAACCAGAGAUUGACAUUUACAGUGAGGAGGGAGAGAAGCCAACGGACUUUGUCGGGGACAUUGAGUUCCGAGGGAUACACUUUGCGUACCCGACCCGUCAAAACGUGAGGGUUCUCCAGGGGUUGAGCGUGUCAGUGGGGCCUGGUCAGACCCUGGCCCUGGUCGGGGAGAGUGGCUGUGGGAAAAGCACCUCCAUACAACUACUGGAGCGCUUCUAUAGCCCUGCUGAAGGAAAAGUGUUAGUGGAUGGGUUGGAUACUAAGACCCUGAACCUGUCGUGGCUGAGGUCUCAGCUGGGCCUGGUGUCCCAGGAGCCCAUCCUUUUCGACUGCAGCAUCUCAGAGAACAUCCAGUACGGGGACAACAGCAGAGACGUCUCCCAGGAUGAGAUAGAGGAGGCAGCCAAGAACGCCAACAUCCAUGACUUCAUCAUGGGCCUGCCAGAGAAAUACAAUACCAGGGUUGGGGACAAGGGGACCCAGAUGUCUGGAGGUCAGAAACAGAGGAUAGCCAUUGCCAGAGCUCUGGUCAGACAGCCUAAAGUACUGCUGCUGGAUGAAGCCACUUCCGCCCUGGACACAGAGAGUGAGAAGAUUGUCCAACAGGCUUUAGACGCCGCCCGGCAGGGCCGCACCUGCAUCGUGAUCGCCCACCGCCUGUCUACCAUCCAGAAUGCAGACCAGAUAGCGGUAAUUCAGUAUGGUCAGGUGACAGAGCAGGGUACACAUACUGACCUCAUGGCUAAAGGGGGGGCUUACUAUGCCCUGGUCAACGCACAGGUCACCCACUAACUCAUAUUCAGAUUGAUGUUUUGCAGCGUAUUUACUGUUCUGUUGAAUGUUGUUUUGUGAGCUCUUUUCAUUGAGCUGCACUUCUUAGCCAGGUCCCCCUUGAGAAAGAGGUCUCCUGUCCAUAAUGGGACUUCCUGGUUAAAUAAAGGUUAUAUAUACAAAUGUAUAAAGAAUAAGGAAUCUAUAUGGAUAAUGGUAUGGUAGCCAUAACUCACUUUGAACGGACUACUAAAAUGAUGUUCAAUUGCAUGAUACAAACUGUCUCAUUGUCAGUUGGUUUGAUCACAUGUAGGUGGUAAACUGAAAUGUAGCCUAUUGGGUUCCUGUGCUAUUGGGUUCCUCACUGUAUGACUCACUUUAGCGUAAUGCUGGAGCACGGACAUCAGCGUAAAUAAGUCUUGAUAAGCUGCCUGGAAUGAAGGAACUGUUCUUGACCAUGGCACCUUUCAUUGUCUGAAGACAACAAGUACAGUAUGUAUUUCUAUAAGGAAAACAGUAAGACACAUUAUCACAGUUAAAUGACUGGAUAAAAGCAGUGAUUAGGAAAGGUUGUAUACCUGUAAAUAUGAGAGGUUGAUGUUCAGAAGACUGUUGUAUGUUAUUGUAUACUGUGAUAUUUGGAUUAUUUUAAACAGGGACACUAUGCUCUAGAAGGCAAAGUAUGCAUUGAAGAAUAUCUAUAUAUUUAAAUUAGUACGCUAUGUAAGGCUGUUACUUGUUUGUAAAUAUGCAUUCAAAUAAAACAUUAGAUCCCAUAACAUGUUAUUUUUA
Messenger RNA from Salvelinus fontinalis (brook trout), 2235 nucleotides. RefSeq names its product ATP-dependent translocase ABCB1-like. The annotation marks the transcript as partial. The record is from RefSeq and is a predicted model, not a curated record. Gene Ontology annotation, cellular component: membrane. NCBI's taxonomy places the organism in Eukaryota, Metazoa, Chordata, Actinopteri, Salmoniformes, Salmonidae. The transcript is spliced from 9 exons. Gene Ontology annotation, biological process: transmembrane transport. Gene Ontology annotation, molecular function: ATP binding; ATP hydrolysis activity; ABC-type transporter activity.